UACUGCUAGUAUCGUAAAUUAUCAAAAGAUGAAGAUGUGUCGCAGCCGAAUAAAAAUUUACAUAGCAGUAUUUUCAGGAAUGGCCAUAUGUCUUCUGUUGAAAGAAAAGGCAAUUUCCUUCUCGGAGUUGACCAAUUGGCAUCACACGGAAGAAAGAAGACAUUACCUUGACUUUAGUAGAAUUAAAUCUAUUAAAGGACCCAUGGUUAAUAGUGCAUCCACUACGGAAUGUGGUAGUUGCAAAAAUGACGACUUCAGUACCCCAAUCACCAAGGUAUCGAAUACAGAGCUUAUCUAUUCAGAUAAUAAACAAAGACUAGAAAGAUUGUCGAGAAUUUGUAAACAGAAACCAAAUGCCUUCAGACAUAAGUCGAAGAGGAAUCCUUACAUAUUCAACACAUUUGUUAGUGAUCGUCAUAAUUUGAUAUUCUGCCAAAUUCAAAAGGCAGCUUCAACGUUCUGGAAAAGGAUCAUAUUCAAUCAAACAACACCUGGAACAAAAGGACUACCGAGUAUUUUAAAUCUUGGUGUAGCGGAAGACAAAUUUAAACAUUAUUUUAAAUUCUUGUUUGUUCGAGAUCCUUAUAAUCGACUGUUUUCGGGAUAUAUAGAUAAAUUGUUUAACCCAAACGUUAUGUAUUGGAAGGCUGCCGGCAUUCCUGCAAAACGCUUAAGUAACCCCGAAGCUGACAGUUCAUGUGGCCAUGACGUCACAUUUGCCGAAUUUAUCAAUUAUAUAAUUGCAUUGGAAAAGACACCGGACAUGAGAGACCGUCAUUUUUUCUCAAUGUAUGAACACUGUGCACCUUGUGACCACAAAAUUGAUUAUGUAGGAAAAAUGGAGACGUUCAGCAAAGAUUCUAAAUUUAUUUUUGAUGUCCUCAAAAUGGACAAAGGCCUUUUAAACAAAUUUGAAUAUAUGCAUUCCAACUCAUCUAUCAAUGAAAUAAUAAAAAUUGCAGAUAGACUAUUUAAUUUCAAACCUAAAAUUCUAAAAUGUAUGACUAUGUUUGAUGCAGUACUAAGAGUAUGGAGACAAUUACAAAUGAAAGGGAUUCUAAGUCGUCAUUUAGUAUUUCCAUUUAAAGCAGACACUGUUGUCAAAUUUACAAAAAGAAAAUUCAUCAAGUCCUUUUUGAGAGCAUAUAAAUCAUCAAAAGCUGAUAUUUCUAAAAAACUUAAUAAAGAAGAUGCUUUAAGCGAAGCGUAUGCAACGGUUCCACAACAAACACUAAUGAAGUUAAAACAAGUUGUAGAAAAUGAUUGUUUAUUAUUCGGUUAUGAAACUAAGCCUAAUCGUGUGUUUAAUGCUCAUUCAUAUGUUAAAUCAAAUUUUUUUAAAUUGUGAUUUUUAUGAUAAAAAUUCAGACAUGUUGUAUUCACUCUGAUUUAGUUUUGUUGCGACAAUAUUAUACUCCUUUUGGGUGUACUUGAAGAUCAAUCUCUGUGUACACUGUUUCAAAAGGUGAAUUCAUGAUGAAAUAAAAUAAUACUAGUAGCUAGAAACUGUAAUACAAUUUCAUGGUCAUUCGAAAUAGAAUUUUCUUGUGCUAUUUGCAACUUUGGAAACUUUGGAAACCUCAAACAUAACUUGGUAAUUGCUCUCUCUUUUUACUAGAAAAAAUAAUACAAAUUCAUACAUUUGUAUGCUGACAUGUUAUGUCCAGUAAAUAGUCAAAUAGUAUAGUUCUAAGUGGCGUAAUGUGGUAACCCAUUUUUCCUUAGCUUAAACAAAAUCCGAUUACUUGGUUUUAAAACUUUUUUUUAAACUUUAAUAUAUCC
Molecule: messenger RNA, 1782 nt
Organism: Mytilus californianus (California mussel)
Lineage: Eukaryota; Metazoa; Mollusca; Bivalvia; Mytilida; Mytilidae
Product: carbohydrate sulfotransferase 8-like
Exons: 4
Coding region: 29-1348 (439 amino acids)
Biological process (GO): carbohydrate biosynthetic process
Cellular component (GO): membrane
Molecular function (GO): sulfotransferase activity
Source: RefSeq, a predicted model, not a curated record